Molecule: messenger RNA, 2826 nt
Organism: Camellia sinensis
Lineage: Eukaryota; Viridiplantae; Streptophyta; Magnoliopsida; Ericales; Theaceae
Source: RefSeq, a predicted model, not a curated record
CUCUCUCGCUCUCCGUCUAUAUACACAUCAUGUAUAUAUAUAUAUAUAUGCUUUGAUUUUUUGUUUAUUUUUCUGGUUGUUGAUGUGGAGGUGAUCGCGAUUUUUCAAACUCAGGUCUCGCGAUGGCUUCAAACCGGAUCUUCAAAGAACUCAAGCAUCUCCAGAUCUUCAAACAACUCAGUCCAUAGGUUGCUUUUAAUAGAGAAAUUGGCACCCCAAGUGUCACUCUCGAGGGUGAUAUAUUUCAGCCAAGUGGCCUUUUGACUGGUGGAAGUCACAAGAUGGGAGGUGCGCGGAAACAGAUGACAUUCUUCCAGAUGGAUUUAAACUGAAAAAGGAAGAUGGUGUUUUACUACAUGUCCUAUGCCAUGGGCAGAGGAUGCCUUACAUUUGGGGAGAUGAUGCAGAAGAUGACCUGAAAGAUGGCUCAACAAUGGUGUUUUCCAACCUAAAUCACCGUUCAAAUUCAUCGCAUUUCAUGUACGUUUACAGUUUACUUUUUUUUUUUGUUUACAGAAAAGAUUAUACGUGCUUAUAUUUAUUUCUGGCAAAAACAAAAAUGAAAACAUGGAGAUGGAACGCGUGAUCGAGUUUCCACAUGCACGUGGAUCGUUGUCCCAGAAAGAGACCACGUUUGGGUUGGGACAUUGCUCCUCAGGCCCUCAAGAAAGAAAUUGCGCAGCUUACAUGUGAAUGUGAACGGCACAUUGGGACACAAUCUGGUGGCAUGGACCAGGCUAUCUCUGUCAUGGCUCAAUCUGGGUUUGCGGAGCUGAUUGAUUUCAAUCCCAUUCGUGCAACUGAUGUGCAACUUCCUGCUGGUGGUUCUUUUGUAAUAGCACAUUCAUUGGCCGAAUCCCAGAAAGCAGUCACUGCUGCUACAAAUUACAAUAAUCGGGUUGUUGAAUGCCGUUUAGCUGCUAUUGUUCUCGGUAUAAAGCUUGGAAUGAAACCUCAAGAGGCAAUAUCCAAAGUGAAAACUCUUUCUGAUGUUGAAGGGUUGUGUGUAUCAUUUGCUAGCAGUCGUGGAUCUUCUGAUCCAGUUGUUGCUGUGAAGGAACUUUUGAGUGAAGAACCUUAUAGAGCUGAAAAUAUUGAGAAAAUCACUGAGGAAAACCUGCAAUCAAUCUUUGCCGAUUCUCCAACUUCUUUGGAUGUGCUAAAAGUGGCCAGACUAUAUAAGUUAUUCCAGGUUUUUUUGAACAAAGGCAUGCAUAAGAGUGGUCAUAUUGGAUUUGAAUAGAUUCAUCCUAUUUCUCAAUACUAUAUUAUUCAACUCAAGGUCUAGAAUUAUCCACACACUCUCAAAAACUCUCUGCCGCUGUGGUACAUACACGGUCUCUCACCAUAUACAUGCAGAGUGUUUUCUUUGAUUGAAAGAUCAUGGAGUUAAGUAUAGACUCUUGUCACUUGUUGGAAGCGUUCUAAAGUAUGAAUACAUAUUUAUAGUGGCUAAGUUUUUGAAUCCAUAGGUUUUCUUUUAUUUGUUAUGAGUUUUGAUGCAAGUGAGUUAUAUAAUUUUUUGUAUUAUGUGUGAUGUUUGAACAAAUCGGUGAAUAGUUAAAUUUUGAAUAGAUAUGGAUACUUUUGGAUAAAUAAUAUAUUUUUAGUAAAAUAAAAAUAAAAAUUAAACUAAUGUAUUGACACAAUAAAAUAUAUAAUUGUUGUUUCUUCUCUUAUUUUAUCAAUUGUGUUUUGUGGGAUGCUCGUAAACGUUGUUUGUUAAUAAAUAUUUUUAGACAAAUUACGAAAGUAGUUCUUGUAUUUUAGUUUUUAUGUCAUUUUAAUUUCUAUAAUUUCUGUUGACUCAAUUUCAAUCAUGAAUUUGUGAUUUUGUUUUAAUUUGGUCUAAUUAAUUACAACUCUUAACAUUUUUGUUAUGAAAAAUAUACAUACAAGUGGCAUGUAUCAUAUUUUUUAAAAGCAAAAUUAUAAAAUUACUUAACUCAGUGAGUUAACUUAAAUCAAUUUAUUGAUUAUUUUUCGUCAACAACACUAAUAACAUUAUUAAUUGGAUUAAAUUGACACAAAAUUUAAAAUUAACGGUAAAAAUUGAGUCAAUUGAAAGUGUAAAAAUCAAAAUGAUACAAGAGAUAAAAUGUAAGACUACUGUUAUAAUUUACCCAAUAUUUUUAGUUGAAUUUAUGACGUGUUUGGUGUAAAAAAAAGUACAAGAAAAUAAUUAAAAAAAAAGUCAUAACUUUAACAGCUGAGUAGUUAAAAAAAAAACAACUGACCCGACACCCGAGUUAUAAAUAAUUAAAAAAAACAGCUGAGUAGUCAAAUUAUCACAUACUUUUAUUUAAGAAAAAAUAAAUAUAUAAUCUAAAUUCAUUCAGUGUUGGUCUAACAUAGAUAAGUUAAUUUUGAAAAAUGCUAAUCUUUAUGAGUAAGAUUCGUGACAUAAAUUUUACGGCGAAAUAUUAAUAAAUCUCUAAUAAUUAUCCAUUAGACUUAGUUUAGUUAGUCACCAUACUUUCCUCAGAGCAUCACAAUGGGUGUGUCAGUGGGUGUGCUAGUGUGCCAAAUUUUGGCCAGCUAAAAACACUGUUUUGUGCUGCAAUGAAGUUGCUAACUUGUGUAUUAGUGUCAGCCAUUAGCAUUGUAUAUUAACUUGUGUGUUAACUGUGAUUAGCAUUUUAGCCAACGAGAGAAAGAGGGCAUUGGGUUUCCUGCAAACCCAAAAAAUAUAGUAUUAUUUUUCAAUUACAACAACAUAGACAAUAGCAUUAAAAAAACAAAAAUGCAAAAAAAAAAAAAAAAGACAUUAAACAUUAAUGUUAAAAAAACAAAGCCCAACAAGUUAAAAAAAAAAAAAAAAAAAAA